Cladocopium goreaui is the source of this 4083-nucleotide messenger RNA. The record is from the annotation of a GenBank genome assembly. NCBI's taxonomy places the organism in Eukaryota, Dinophyceae, Suessiales, Symbiodiniaceae.
AUGGAGCGCACUGUGUUUUUCUUCCAAGAUGCCCGAGAUGCCCCACUUAGAAAGCCAGAGGAGAGCGAGUCCUGCAAGGCCAAAGAAGUCAUGGAGGAGCGGUUGAAAGGCAAGGAUCAUCAGCUGCAGUCCCAGGAAGUGGAGCUGCAACGAGGUGUCCGUGCCGUGGAGGACGCCAAAGUGGAGGGAGAACGUCGUUGGGCCAAGUCUCAGGACGAGGAAGUGGAUGACGAGGAAUUGGACACUGGAGAGAGGUUUCGAGGCUUCAUCCAUGAUCGCAUAGGUGACAAGAUGUUCGUGACUUGUGAUGGCGUUCCUCCCGAGUUUGCAGAUCGACCUCCAAAGAUCACCAAGAAGAGUCAAGCUCCAGCGGGUCUCGAUGUUGGCAGUUGGAUUACCUUCAAUUUGCUGGAUGAGUGGCCAGGUGAGAACUGGGGGUCCCUCCUGGCCGUCGACAUCGAGGAAACGGAGCCAGACCCCGACGAGGCGCUCAGCAGCGCCGUGGCGCUGGAGGCCGCCGGCUUCACGGCCACCGGCGAGGGGAUGAUGCGGCCCAGGGCCAAGGCGGCGCGCAAGGCCCGUAACGGCCGCGGAGCGCCGUGGCCGCGGGGCAAAGGCGGAGACCGGGCCUCCCUGGCGGCCGCGGCGGAGAGGCUGCGGGCGGUGACGCAAAACAGGACGGCGCCGGGCAAACCCGCAGCCACGGCCACCAUCCGGCGUGCGCCGGUCCAGACGCGGGCCACGCCUGUGGCGGCCAUGGCCGGUGGCGAUACAGGCCUCACCAAGUCGGGUGCGGUGGCGGCCUUCCGGCAAGCGAGGGAAGCAGGCCGCCACUUCGACUCGGGCUGGUCGAAGACAGGGCCAGGGCCGGCGCCAAAAGCCUGGGUCCCGAAGAACACGCUGCGGGGCAAGCGCCUCAGCAGCCAAGAUCUGCUGCCGUGGAUCCUGGGUUCCUUGGACGCCCGCCACGUCUGGCGCGUCGCCCGGGGCUGCGCGGAGCUGCGCAGAACGGCCACGAGGCCGCAGAGUUUGCUGACGCUGGCGGAGAGCUGCAAGGUCAUGGAAUCGAAAGAUCCGUCAGUUCGAGCUAUGCUGCCAAAGGAGAAACAAGAGUGGACCCUGGAACGCCUGCAUUUGUGCCAAGAGCCACCGUGUUUGGCAGCCAUAAGUUUUGCCUUCGCCAGUGAUGCCAUCACCAUCAAUGCACAUCAUGAGCUGGAAAGGAUUGCAGGGAUUCUCGUGAAGCAUCCGGGCCUGAGGCUGAGCAUCGUCGGCACGGCCCGCCCUGACGCGCCGCCGGAGCUGGGCCUGGCGCUGUCGCAGGCGCGCGCGGUGCGGGUGCGGUCGCACCUGCUGGGUCUGCUGUCGGAGCUGUCGGAGCUGAGCAGCUGCCAGUGGCAGGAGGAGGAGGCCAUGGACUGCGGCGUGCGUGCAGGUGGCUAUGACGAGGGUGAAGAGAUCGAGGAUGCCUUAGCCUUCUAUAGCUGCCAGCGUUGGGUGGGGGACCGCAUUCGGGCCAUUGGGCGUUGGGAGCGUCACCGCAUGCGGGCGCACCUGCUGUGCUACAGCACUGGGCAGUGCGCCACGAUUGACGUUGCGGGCUUUGACUGGGGAGCCUUUAUAGAAAAACGUCCCCGAUACUUGGACACCCUGCACUUCGCGAUGCCUGCAGCCGUUGUUGGCUCCAGGGCCGAUCAGAUUAGGAAGGUCUUCUUGGAGGCACCAGAGGAUUUGAGCGCCGAGGAUGUGCAAAGCAUGGAGGAGAGCCGGGAGGCGCAGGAGAUCAGCGUGGAGAUGCCGGAGCAGGUGCUGGAUGCGUUUCCGCCCAUCUCCUCCUUUGAGGACCUGCAAGGCAUCCUUCCAGACUAUGCCUACGAGGGCCUCAAUGCUAUGGGCAUUGAGGUGCCUAUGCCCAUCCAGGCCAGCUGGCCGCUGAUGGCCCUGGCGGGCCUGGACGUGGUCGGCAUCGCCAAGACCGGCAGUGGCAAAACUUUGGCCUACGUGCUGCCGGCCUUGGCGCACCUCGAGGCGCAAGCGCCCAAGCCCAAAGGUCAAGGGACGCCCUUGGUGCAGACACACUUCAAGCCUGGCCGAGAGUUGCAACCGUGCAGCAAACACGACAAGAAAGAACAACAGUUCCUUCAACAAGCAGCAAAGGCAGGGAAAAGUGAUGACUUGCUAUCUAUGCAAAAUUCACCAACCGAGUACUUUCACUUGCUGGAGAAGUUCUGCGAGAGAAAUGUGAGAGGGAGGCCUUCAGAAGCCCGCUUGGAUUGGAGCCUUGUGGCCUUGGUCCUGGCGCCCACGCGGGAGCUGGCGGUGCAGAUCGCCGACAUGGCCAAAGCGGUGACCCAAUUCUCCGGCAGUGGCAGCAAUCAUCCAGGCGGUCUGUCCUCGGCAGUUCUUUAUGGUGGUGGCCAGGGAAGCAAAGCCUGGCAGGUGGCGGAUGUCCGAAACGCAGGGCAUCUGGUGGCGGCAACACCGGGGCGCUUGUUGGAUGUCAUGGAUAGCAGCGAGGUGACCUUGGAGCGGGUGACCUUGCUGGUGCUGGACGAGGCGGAUCGGAUGUUGGAGUGCGGCUUCGAGGAGCAGGUGGGGCGCAUUGGAAAGACUGUCCGAAGUGACCGACAGACGCUGUUCUUUUCGGCGACAUGGCCCACUCAAGUGCAGCACAUGGCUCAACUAAUGUGCAGCAGCGAUCUGCCACCGGUGCGCAUCCUGGCGGGCCAGCGGACGGAUGGAGAAGGACCCACUUCGCGAGAGGAUAUCCUGCAGGAGGUGGUGGUCUUUGAGCAGCCCACAUGGGAGGAACGAGACAAUGCGAAGCAGGAACUUCUGUACGCGCACUUAAGAGAGGUUUUAUCGGACGAGUCGCACAAGACCUUGGUAUUUGUGAGCCGCAAAAAUUUGGCGGACACACUGGCGAACCGUUUGAAAAGCGAAGGCUUCCGUGCCAAUGUCAUGCAUGGGGGCAAGAGCCAAGAUUCGCGACUGAAUACCUUGGAGGGCUUCCGGAAUGGCGAGAUCCAACUGCUGGUGACCACCGACGUCAUGGGCCGCGGAUUGGACAUCCCCGGCAUCUCUCACGUGCCGACUAUGUGCAUCGCAUCGGGCGCACAGCCCGUGGUCCCUAUGGUCAAGGGCAUGCCUGGAGCACCCAGCCAGAUGUUGACACCAAAGAUGAAGGCGCUGACCUUCUACGAGUAUGACAAGAAGUGGCCGAAGCUGCCAAGGAAACUAGUGGACGUCUUGGAGCAAUCUGGUCAAGAGGUCCCGCCAGAACUGGUGGCCCUGGCAGAGGGAUGCGGCCAGGAUGGCCCUGUUGGCAAUAUACGCAAACCGCAGGCGGAGAAGGGAUUUGCAGCCAACUUAGGUGAGGGUCUCUUCGCACUGGAGGGGCUGCGGAAGAAAAGAGAUGCAGUGAAGAGUCUUCAAGAGAAGUUGGAUGAGAAGGUGAGACUGGAGCACCAGUUGAAGGAAAAGGUCUGCAUUCUGGAGUCGCAGGUGCAGCAGCAUCUGGCCGAGGCAUCGCGACUGCGGCAGGACGUGCUGAGACUGCAGACGCUGGCGGAUGAGCGCGGACUGACGGUGGAGAAGGUGCAGAAGCGCGAAGACAACUCCUCUGAGAAGGCCUCUGAAAUGCAGAAGCGUUUGCAGGAGACACAGAGCGCCCUGCUGACGGAACGUGGGAAGCUCCAAGAGACGGAAGUGGAGCUCUACCGCGCCCGGGAGUCCCUGUCCUCCGCGCGGAAAGAAGCGGACGAAGUGAAGCGAACGGAAGAGGCGGCGCGGCGUGAGGCCAUCCGGCGCAGCGACGAGAAGCUGGCGCAGGAACUGAGCCACACCCAGCAGUUGUUGGCCAAUCGGGUGUCGCGGGCAGAGGAGCAGGUGGCGGAACGCGACGCCGAGAUCCUGCGUUUGGAUCGAGAGCUGACGCAAUGCCGGGGAUAUCUGGCGCAGCGCGAGCGAGAAGCCUCCCAGCUCGGGAGCCCCAGUGGUUACCAUAGGGUGGAGCCCCAAUUCCCAUAUAGCAAACAAUAUAUUGGAAUAUUAACAAUCAUCAUUGAUGAUAAUUAUAUCUGA